Aspergillus campestris IBT 28561 is the source of this 1596-nucleotide messenger RNA. RefSeq lists its product as uncharacterized. NCBI's taxonomy places the organism in Eukaryota, Fungi, Ascomycota, Eurotiomycetes, Eurotiales, Aspergillaceae. The transcript has 2 exons. The coding region runs from base 1 to 1596 and encodes 531 amino acids. The record is from RefSeq and is a predicted model, not a curated record.
AUGGAAACUGAUACCAUUAUCGUGGGGAAUGGGCCGUCUGCCAUGCUUCUAUCCUUCAUCCUCCACGGCAAUAUUCCAUACUACUCUUCGGACCCUCCCCAUCCAGACCCUCUUCUCGAUGCGAAGCUCAAGGACGCCCCGGAUUUAUUGAAUGCGGAUGUCUCGGCACUCACAGAGCACUUUGCUGCCUCUCGCCUUUCCUAUUCCACGCAGGCGCUCCCCGUCAAUGUACUGCUAGAUACCCUGGUCCGACCCAGUGUGGAUGUGGAGGAACUCAGCUGUACAACAAAUAUCGAAUGGCGACGCUUACCAGAGAAAUCCGUCUCACACCUGGUUUUCGGACAUGCGUCACAACCCGGGGGCCAAUGGGUCGAAAACCCCAUGCCUGGGAGCUGGGAGAUUCAGACCCUGAGCUACGCAUCGAUGCUAUCUCUCCCCGGCUAUUCCUUUGCAGAGCACUAUCGCAGGGUCACCGGAAACGAUCUUCCGGCGUUCACCCGACCAAGUCGACAGGAGACAGCCGACUACUUCCGCGCUUAUCCGGAGGCAGUACAAAUCAACGAUACCAUGCGUUGCCACGAGACCUUGAAUGGGAUCUCAAGAACCGCCAAUGGAUUCUAUAUUCGCUCCCACAACAUCCACUGUAAACGUCUCGUCCUCGCCAGCGGAAUCUUUUCAGAGGUGCUGCAGCCCCGUCCGCUGUUACAACCCCUAGCCGCCCUGCAGCCUGUUCCUGAGCUCCCGCUCCUGGUGAUCGGAUCUGGGUUCUCAGCUGCGGAUGUCAUUAUCUCGGCCCCGAAGGACCAGAAAAUCGUCCAUGUAUAUAAAUGGGCCCCGGAAAACCGACCAUCUCCGCUGCGCGGGUGUCACCAACAGGCAUAUCCAGAGUACUCCGGUGUGUACCGUCUGAUGAGGCGAGCUGCUGUCGCUGCGGAGCCGUCUUCUACUAAGAAACCCAGAUACCGGCGAUUGACAUCCACACCCUUCCUCACAAGCCGGACUUGGGAUGAUGUUUAUGAGGGAUUGCCUAAUACAGAGAUCAUCGGGGUAGAUACGAACAAAGACGAUGCGACGGUGACCUUUCGCGCGAACGACGGCAGCGUAUUCACCAGGAAGGUUCGGGGUAUGGUGUACGCCACAGGCCGACGGGGUACUCUGAAAUAUCUCGACAACGACCUCCUUGCAGAACUACUCGGACAACCGAAAGGGCCAGAAAUAAACCCCACCAUCUCCGGCCAGACCCUACGAAGCAAAGCUCUAGAUGACAUGGAGAUUGCGAAAGAUCUAUUCAUCAUUGGCAGUCUGACCGGGGACUCGCUCAUACGCUUCUCCUACGGGAGCUGUGUUCAAACGGCAGGGAAAUUAAUCGGGGUAUCUUCUAGUAACGGAAGGCCCAAAGAUGAAGCAGUGCUCAGAUCUAAACCUCAGAGCGCCGCCUUACAAGCAAUGCACGGCAUGGAUGGCCAUGCUGUUUACCCAAACCACAACCAGUAUCACAUUGAUAGUGGGGACAACCAUGGACUACUCCAUUCUCUGUUUGACAAACUCGGCUUGGGUGGAGUUUGGACAACAUUGGCUAGGGUUUGGUAUGCGUGA